UAAUUACGUCAUUACGCUACUACGACGAGGACCAUCUAAACCGACGCACAAAGUACUCACUCAUCCCUCUACCACGUAUAGAGAGCGAGAGCUACGUCGUCGAACACUCUAGGCGCGUGUAACGCGUGUUCACCGCGGCGGCGUCGCCGUCGUCGACGUCCAUGGCGUCCACGGUGAGGCGCGCGUUCCGGUGCCUCCUCGACGGCCUCCGCUCCCUGCCGCCGCGCCGCCGCCGCGCGGGCGCCGGCGGCGGGGCCGCGCGGAGGUCAUCCAAGGCGGCGCCCCGCGUCGUCGUCAUCCGCCGGUUCAGCGGCAAGCUGGAUCGCCGUCGGGCCAGCGCGUCGGGAGGGCCGCCGACGCCGCCUGCGGCGGCGGCGGCGGCGCCCGUCACCAUCCGCGUGGCGACGUUCAACGCCGCCAUGUUCUCCAUGGCGCCCGCCGUGCCGUCGCCGCCGGAUCACGACGACUACGACGGCGACGGCGAAGGGUGCUCCACGUGGCGCGCCCCGGCCUCCUCCUCCGGCGGCAGCCGGCUGGCGCGGCGGCCCAAGAAGGGCAUCCUCAAGGCGCAGAGCAGCUCGAGCGCGCCGCCGCCGCCGCCGUCCCCCGAAGUCGAGCUGCUGCGGCGGCGGCGGCACGUGUCGAUCAGCCUCCCCGACGACGACGACGAGAUCGCCCCGCACCACAGAAGGAACAGCAGCAGCAGCAGCAGCAGCGCCAGCGCGCGCCUCGUGACGAGGCCGGCGGCGGCGACCAGCGGGAGCGGCAGGUGGAGGUCGGUGUUCGGGGCGGUGUGGGAGCACCAGAACCAUUACCAGCAGCGACGGCAGAAGCAGAAGCAGAAGCAGGAGCGGGAGCAGGCGACGGCGAGGCACCGGAGCAGCAGCGGCGCGGCGCGGCGGCGGAGCGUGGCGGAGGCGCUGCGGGAGGCGGGCGCGGACAUGGUGGCGCUGCAGAACGUGCGCGCGGAGGAAGGGCGCGGGAUGCGGCCGCUGUCGGAGCUCGCCGAGGGGCUCGGGAUGCGGUACGUGUUCGCCGAGAGCUGGGCGCCGGAGUACGGCAACGCCGUGCUCUCCCGCUGGCCCAUCAAGCGCUGGAACGCGCGCCGCCUCGCCGACCACUUCGACUUCCGGAACGUGAUGAGAGCCACCAUUGAGGUGCCGGGAGCCGGGGAGGUGAACCUGUACUGCACCCAUCUGGACCACCUCGACGAGGGCCUCAGGAUGAAGCAGGUCGACUCCAUCCUCCGCUUCGCCGACGGCCACCACCACAUCCUCGCCGGCGGCCUCAACGCCCUCGACGCCUCCGACUACUCCGCCGACCGCUGGGCCGCCAUCGCCAAGUACCACGAGGAGAUCGGCAAGCCGCCGCCGAAGUCGGAGGUGAUGAGGCACCUCAAGGCGAAGCGCUACGUCGACGCCAAGGACUUCGCCGGAGGGCGUGACGCCGGCCUGGUGGUGGUUCCCAAUGGCCAAGAUGUGCAGGGGACGUGCAAGUACGGCACGAGGGUGGACUACAUCCUGGCGUCGCCCAACUCGCCGUACAACUUCGUGCCGGGGUCGUACGCCGUCGUCCCGUCCAUGGGCACCUCGGAUCACCACAUCGUCAUGGUGGACGUCGCCGUCGCCGCCCACGAUGGCGGCGGCGGCGGCGGCGCGGCGAGGCGGCGGCGGAGGCGGAGGGUGGUGAAGGUGACGAACAAGAGUUCGGCGAGAGGGAUAUUCGCCGAUUAGACUAGAUGGAUUAUUAUUGGGCUUCUGGUUUCUUCUUCCUUUUGAGUGAACUGUAUAUGUGUCUCAGUUUACGGCCCAAACACUUUUUUUUGGUGGGGAUACGGCCCAAAUAAUUAUCUGGCCGAAUAAGCCCAUUAGUAAUAUGAACCGAAUGGUAGCGAGCGAUCCAAUCUUGGGGUUUGGGUUCCAGGAAGGCCCGUCAACA
This is a messenger RNA of Oryza sativa Japonica Group (Japanese rice), 1938 nucleotides long. RefSeq lists its product as uncharacterized. Gene Ontology annotation, molecular function: catalytic activity. Gene Ontology annotation, cellular component: endoplasmic reticulum. The record is from RefSeq and is a predicted model, not a curated record. Gene Ontology annotation, biological process: GPI anchor biosynthetic process. Lineage: Eukaryota; Viridiplantae; Streptophyta; Magnoliopsida; Poales; Poaceae.